UCGGCCAUAACCUCUUUAGAGAACCUUUUGACACUUCCGGUUUCUUACUGUACAGCACCGAGAGAGGUGCGCGGUGCAUUGUGGGCGGACAAAUACAGCGCAGAAGAAGGAGACGAAAAAGAAGAAGAGGAGGAGGGAGGGCGAAGCACAAAGGAAUGAACAACAAGCAUCUCGGGGAAACGUUGCGCUUCAACCCGUUGUGAUGGGAUCGUUACCGCCGGCGGAAAGUCGACCGUGAGUCUCGUUCCGUUCGCGGCUCGCAGGCGGACGAACGGCCCGGGACGCGCGGGGAAUGUGAGUGAUCGGGGCGGCGCGGCAGAGGGGAGCGCACCGCUGUCGGAGCUGCUCGCAUCCCGAGGCCCCUCGUCGGCCCCGCGGGCCUCGUCCUCCGGAAGGACUGGUUUCCUGUCCGCGGCCCUGCCCUGACUCCACCAUGGGGGUCAAGACCUUCACCCAUAGCUCCGCCUCCCACAGCCAGGAGGUGCUGGACAAGCUGAACGCGCUGCGCAGCCAGGGCCACCUGUGCGACGUGACGGUGCGCGUCCAGGACAAGCUGUUCCUCGCCCACAAGGUGGUGCUGGCGUGCUGCAGCGACUUCUUCCGCUCGCAGCUGGUGGGCCGGCCGGACGAGGAGGACAAGUUCGUGCUGGACCUUCACCACGUGACGGUGAGCGGCUUCGCGCCGCUGCUGGAGUACGCCUACACGUCCACGCUCGCCAUCAGCACGGAGAACAUCAUCGACGUCCUGGCCGCCGCCAGCUACAUGCAGAUGUUCGCCGUCGCCAGCACGUGUUCCGAGUUCAUGAAGUCGAGCAUCCUGUGGAGCGGCGGCGGCGCCGACGCGGCGGACAAGCCGCACGUGUCGGCGCCGGAGAGCGCGGCGGCGCACUGCGGCCUGGCGCCGCCGGACGGCAGCGUGUCGCCCGUGUCGUCCGACUGCAGCGUGAUGGAGCGCAACGUGCCCGUGUGCCGCGAGUCGCGCCGCAAGCGCAAGAGCUUCUCCGCGAUGGCGUCGCCGGAGAGCCCGCUCAAGUGCACGGCGCAGAUGGUCGCCACCUCGCCGCAGAUCCCCGACCCGUCGUUCUCGGACGGCGGCGGCGCCCCGCUCGCCGAGUCGGCGCUGGCCUUCCCGUGGACGUUCCCGUUCGGCAUCGACCGCCGGUUCCACUCGGACAAGUCGAAGCUCCCGGAGAGCCCGCGGCGCUCGGAGCCGGGCGGGGCCUCGGAGGCGGCGGGCGGGCGGCGGCGGCGGCUCGGAGACUUCCUGACGUGCGAGAGCUCCAAGGCGGCGGCGGCGGCGCCGGAGGAGGAGGAGGACGUGCGCGUGAAGGUGGAGCGGCUCAGCGACGAGGAGGCGCAGGAGGCCUCGCAGCCCGUCGGCGCCUCCCAGAGCUCGCUGAGCGACCAGCAGACCGUGCCGGGCAGCGAGCCGCCGGGCCACGAGGAGCUGCUCAUCAGCCCCCAGUCCUCCUCCAUAGGGUCGAUGGACGAGGGCGUGUCGGAGGGGCUGCCGUCGAUGCAGAGCGCCGCCAGCGCCGGGGGCCACGGCGAGGACGACGAGAGGCUGGAGGGGAUCCAGUACCCGUACCACCUCUACAUCAGCCCCUCAGCCCGACCCGGCACCAACGGACCCGACCGGCCCUUCCAGUGUCCGACCUGCGGAGUCCGAUUCACGCGCAUUCAGAACCUGAAGCAGCACAUGCUCAUCCACUCUGGCAUUAAGCCUUUCCAGUGUGACCGCUGUGGGAAAAAGUUCACACGGGCCUACUCCCUAAAGAUGCAUCGGCUGAAGCACGAAGGUAAACGCUGUUUCCGGUGCCAGAUUUGUAGCGCCACGUUCACGUCCUUCGGGGAAUAUAAGCACCACAUGAGGGUCUCCCGCCACAUAAUCCACAAGCCGCGGAUUUACGAGUGCAAAACGUGCGGGGCCAUGUUCACCAACUCUGGCAAUUUAAUUGUACACCUGAGGAGUCUGAACCACGAGGCGUCCGAGCUAGCAAACUACUUCCAGAGCAGUGAUUUCCUCGUGCCCGACUACCUGAGCCAGGUGCAGGAGGAGGAGGAGGCGCUGGGGGUCCAGUACGAGCUGGAGGAGGCGGAGCACCACCCCGUGUACCCAGGCAGCAGCAGCGCCUCCUCCUCCUCCUGCGCCGCCGCCGCCUCCUCCUCCUCUGGCUCCGCCCACAUGCCCCUCAUCUCCCAGGUCUCCUCCUCCACGCACAACUGUGAUGCUUCGCCCGGCGGCUUCCUCUCGCCCGACCCGCUGGACGCCCUCAAGAAGGCCGCUGCCGUCACGGGGGGAACCAAGGUGGACGACUGCGUGGCAGGCGUGUCCCCGGAGGUGUUUGAGGAGGAGGAGGAGGAGGAGGAGGAGCAGCAGGAGGAAGAGGAGGAGCAGGAGGAAGAGGAGCAACGUGCCAAGGAGACGACUUCCAUCACCAUCGAGUAACUCGUCGAUUGAAGCCUGACGACACACACACACACACUUACAGGCAGACACACACACACACACACACACUUACAGGCACACACACACACACACAGAUGCACUUAUCACCUCCAGAAAGUAAAUGAUAUUUUUUUUCUUCAAUAUUUUUCUUUUUGAAGUGAUUUUAAAAAAAAAAUUUGGAAGUAUUACGUUGCAUUUUAUUUUUAAUAUUGCAUUGUAUUUUAUUUUGUGUAUUACAUUGUAUUUUUUAUUAUUUUAUUACUUAGUAUUUUUAUUUUAUUUCAUUACUUUUUAUUUUAUUUUUUCCCACGUGACCUGAACGCAUCGAAUCCAAAAGCCUCGCCGAGUUCGCCCGACUUGUUUUGGAAAGUGCCUGAAAUGAAGUCCUGUUUGUAGGCUUUUUUAAAACAGUGAUGAGGAGACGAGGAAUGAGGAGACGAGGAGGUCUUGACUUUGCAAACUGAGCUCGAGAUCAAGCCCCGCCUCCUGGUGUUUCAUUGGUCGUGAUGAAGCUCUAAACGGCUCCAUGUGAUCUCACUGCGUCGCUUGUGCUGUCGUUGCUAUUUGAAUGCUGUGUGUUGGUUUGUGUGUCUGUGUGCAUUUGUUUUCAUCUAUAUGAACAGUACAUUUAUUUUUUAAAUUCUUUUAAAUGAAAAACUUGAAAUUAUAUUGAGUAUUCCCGUAAACAUCGUUUGAAGUUUUCCGGCCUUUAAAAAAAAAAUAUAUAUUUUAUUUUCAUUCAAACUUCGAGUAAAACUAACAUUUUCAGCUUUUUGUUUUCCAAAUUCAACGAAAGCAAAAACAAAAGACUCCAAUGUGUCUCAUGGGACGUGUUGAUGUGGGGAUCAACCAGCUGUAUCCUGGUUUUAAUUUGAGUUACAUAACUUGUUACAAAAGGGGGCGGGGCUACAUUUCCAAACAAAUAAAUCCCCCUCUUUUUAAAAUUCUUUUUUCUGGUAUGACGGCCUGCAGCCCGGGGGAAGCAGGAAGUGAUGCAACCGGACUGUGACUGCUGUGUGUGAUGGCAGACAGGAAGUCACAUGACCACGCUGCUUUAGGAGCAGCAGAAAUACUGUGAGUCUGAGCACACACACACGUGUGUGUGUGUGUUUAUAUAGUGUAAGAAGAGCGCUCGUCGUUUCGCCGUAUGAACUGAUUGAGCACAGUGUUUUUUAUUUUAUCUUUGGGGGUCAAGUUUCCAUCUCCAGUCCGUUGUUGUUGUCAACAACAUGUUUUUAAUUGUUGUGCCUGUAUUUCUGAGAAGAUAAUGACGCCCGUGGUAAUAACCUACGAGUUGAAUGCUACUGACUGACUUUGUUUAUUUGUUUCCCCCCCCCCCCCCGUAAGGAAGCUCCAUGUCAGACCUCACACAGGGUUGAUUGUAAAUGUGAAGAUUAAUAUAUGUUUGUGGCGAGGGCGUCAAUAUUAAUCAUUCUUGUCUUAAUAACCCUGCGUCCAAAAACGUGCCAAUUUGUCCCCUUUUUAAAAAACUCUAGUUUUUUAUCCGGCUACUAAUCACGCUUUAAAAUAAUAAAUUCCCUACAGGACCAAAUGUUCUCUCUCGUCGGGGAGUUGCCAUGGCAAUCAGUAACUGCACAUCAUAGAAAGAGAAGCUACGGGGUCCGUGCUGGUUAGCUCCGCCCCUUAAAGAGACAGUAACGUUGUGACGGGUCCGUGCUGGUUAGCAGAGGGUCCUGAUGCUCCGCCCCUUAAAGAGACAGUAACGUUGUGACGGGUCCGUGCUGGUUAGCAGAGGGUCCUGAUGCUCCGCCCCUUAAAGAGACAGUAACGUUGUGACGGGUCCGUGCUGGUUAGCAGAGGGUCCUGCUGUUCUGUCCCUUAAAGAGACAGUAACGCUGUUUCAGAGGCUCGCCUUAGUACACAGACCUGAUAACUAGUUGCACAAUAUCAAAACUAAAAAACAAGAAGAAGAGUUUUCUAUUCUCCAUUUCUAGGUCGUUGCUUUUCAUCGUGUCGUCUGUUCGCGAACAACUUUUUUAUGAGAAAUGCUGCUGUUCAGUUUGUUUUUGUUUUUUUGAACGCAAAAGUGCCCAAAAUAUUUUUGUGAACCGAUGGUUGUGCAAUAAAUGGACAGGUGUUGUUUUAAGAGUUCAUUUUGUCUUUGGAAUAGUGAAUUAAAUAUAUGUGUGUGUGUGUGUAUAUAUAUAUAUAUAUAUUAAAAAAAGAAUAUAAUUGAGUUUAAAUGUGAUUUGAAGGAACGAAGCGGGAAUCAAACGGCCGGUUCUUUUCGUUAGUUUCCUCCGGCGAGGGGGCGUGUCUUCAGUGGGUGUCGCCCUCUGUCGCGGUCUUAUGGUUCCCCAUCCAGUCGUAGCUCUGAUGGUAAAGCAUGCCGCUUCUCUUUCUCUACUCUCUCCUCUCCAGUCUCUUCUUACCAGUGCAAUGUUUCUAUUGUUUUAUAUCUUAUUGUUAUACGGGACACGCCUUCUUCAAUGUACACUUUGAUGUUGUGUAUGUUUUCCAGUCCUCCUCCCGGUUUAUUCAAAGUAGGGAAAGAUGAAAACACACGGUAGCUCUUCAUAACGGCAUAUCUAUAUUUUUGGUGACUUUUUGUAUGAUGGUUUCAUGGCAUCUUUGUAUAUUCUUGUUAAAUGUGAAUAGAACAGCGUGUGAAGGGGGGGGGGGUGUGUGUGUGUAUAUAUAUACACACACUCGUACUAUGUUGCAUACUCGUCAUGCUGCAGGCUCCUGGGGAGGCGGAUGUUGUGCCGUGUGUUUGGUGCCGUGUUCGGCAGCCCAGAUGUUCCUCCCGUGGUUUCUGGAGGUUUUACUGGCCGAGGUCGCGCCGCGCUCCAGAGGUCGCCGUGGUUGUUUUAUGGAUCUUUGCUCGUGUUCUGGCUUUGCAGUCCUGUUAUUAUAAUAGAGUUGUUUUUGUAAAAGUAUAAAAAAAUGUAAAUAAAAAAAGAAACUUG
This is a messenger RNA of Pseudoliparis swirei, 5379 nucleotides long. It is a transcript of the gene zbtb44, whose product is annotated as zinc finger and BTB domain containing 44. Gene Ontology annotation, biological process: regulation of transcription by RNA polymerase II; positive regulation of gene expression. The transcript is spliced from 6 exons. Bases 434 to 2449 code for a protein of 671 amino acids. Gene Ontology annotation, molecular function: RNA polymerase II cis-regulatory region sequence-specific DNA binding; protein binding; DNA-binding transcription factor activity, RNA polymerase II-specific. Lineage: Eukaryota; Metazoa; Chordata; Actinopteri; Perciformes; Liparidae. The record is from RefSeq and is a predicted model, not a curated record.